Messenger RNA from Dicentrarchus labrax (European seabass), 1159 nucleotides. RefSeq names its product CD63 antigen-like. Bases 117 to 821 code for a protein of 234 amino acids. Lineage: Eukaryota; Metazoa; Chordata; Actinopteri; Moronidae. The transcript has 7 exons. The record is from RefSeq and is a predicted model, not a curated record. Gene Ontology annotation, cellular component: membrane.
GUAUUACAUUUAGUUGCUCAGCCUGCAUCUCAUCACACUCCGUCUGCUACUUUCUCUCUGUUUCAGUUAUCUUUUAAUACAGUACUAACUUGGAUUGCCCGCAUCAAGUGCUUACAAUGUGCAGCUGCAAAUGCAUGUUCAUUUUCUUCAAUGCACUCUUCUUGGCAUCUGGGGUUGCCCUAAUCACCAUCGGAGCACUGCAGUAUACGACUUACUUACAGAUGGGCACUUUUGCAGGGAGCGGCCUGUCUAAAAUCGCUAUAGUCCUCAUUGCAGUCGGUGUCACCAUAGCCCUCAUCUCCCUCUUGGGCCAUGCUGGGGCUUUCUUUGAUAAUUCUUCUAUGGUGGCUUGUUUCAUCUGUAUCCUGAUAGUGAUCAUCAUAUUGCAGAUACUCACUGGGGCCGCCUUUUACAUAUUCCGCAGCAGGACUGCCCUCCUGCAGAUGAACAGCGCUAUCAACACCAAAGCACGAUUGGUAAUCUAUGAAUACAGCCCGGAGAACAGACACGCCAUCAACAGAAUUCAGGAAAAGUUUCGCUGCUGUGGUGCAGACAGCGGCACUGACUGGUCUAGGAGUGUGGGCUGGGAAAACCACGAUGCUGUGCCAGAUUCCUGCUGCGUGGUGAAGAGCGAGGGUUGUGGACAGAACCAGGAGAAAAUACACACAAAGGGUUGUGUUUGGGCUAUCAAACUCUUUCUGUUGAAAAACCUGGUGUGGGUCGGGGCUGUCUGCAUCGCUCUUGGAGUCACGGAGGUUUUCGGAGUGAUAGUCGGGGUGUGCUUCUGUGUGAAAAUAAAAAACUAUGAAAACCUCCACUGAUGUGUCAUCGUGCCCUAGCACAGCCAACUUCCCACAUCACUGACUGUUAUUCUUUUGUUCAGAUUUGAUCUAUUUUAUUAGAUUUUCCAGUUUAUUCUUGCUAGACUGUGCUUUGAUAUGACCAAAACAUAAAGUUUAAACAUGUGGUUAUCAUUGAUAUGUUUGAAAUCAACUGAAAGGUUCCUGAUUGUUUCAAUAAGUUAUCUGACUAAUUGAAUUGAUUCUGUUACAGUUUAUGACAUUGAAAACACCUGUUAUUAUAAUCUUUAAAUUUAAAACUUAAGUUCAAAUUUCAUGCAUACUAUGAAUAUUUUCAAUAAAUGUGUGCUACAUUCUGA